CGUCCCGUCGACCAUCCUGACCACGCGGCCGCUCUCACCAACCUCACGCAUGUCCACCUUCAAGGCUAUAUCCAAAACCAUCUUCAAGACAUUGAUACCACCGCGACCCUCUUCUGCGAGGCCCUUGCAUUGCGUCCACAAGGUCACCCCGAUCGCACAUCAUCCAUCUAUCAUCUCAUUAUAGCAUUGAACUGGCGCUACCGCCAGGAUCUUCCGAUCAAUGCAUCUGAUGAAGGCAUCCACCUUCAACGAAACGCGCCCGAGCUCUGUCCUGUGGGCCAACUACUCCGUCCAAAAGCACUUGGCAAGCUGGCAUACGCUCUCAGAUCACGCUCUACCCAACGCGGCAACAUUGAUGAUAUAGACGAGAGCAUUCAAAUUCACCUUCGUCGUGAAGCCAUUUUUCUGCGCUCCAAGGGGCAUUCUGUCCAUGAUGACUACUUGAACCAUUUGGCCCUCUCACUCACGUCCCGCCUCAAUCACCAAGGCAAACCUAAUGACCUCAAUGAGGUCAUCUCUUGGCAUAUGGCAAAUAGCAUGUCAGGGAGGAUCUUAACGAGGCCGUACGACCAUUUGGAGCGCCAUUUAAUUCUUUCUAAUUUGAGCUCGGCGCUCUGCUCUCGUUUCACGCAAACUCAGGAGAAUGAAGAUGCCGAGGAAGCCAUUACUCUCUGCUAA
This is a messenger RNA of Suillus subalutaceus, 678 nucleotides long. RefSeq lists its product as uncharacterized. Lineage: Eukaryota; Fungi; Basidiomycota; Agaricomycetes; Boletales; Suillaceae. The record is from RefSeq and is a predicted model, not a curated record. The annotation marks the transcript as partial. The transcript has 3 exons.